This is a messenger RNA of Heterotrigona itama, 2318 nucleotides long. The record is from the annotation of a GenBank genome assembly. Lineage: Eukaryota; Metazoa; Arthropoda; Insecta; Hymenoptera; Apidae.
AUGACUAAUGAAAUGGUAGAAAAGUUGUGGCGUGAUGGCCGUAUCUUUUAAUCGGUAUCUUAUUUUACCGGAAAUUGAGAAAAGUGACUUCAAAGUAUCUCAAGAAAAUAAACAUAAAUACACGGAUGAAAAUAUUACAAGAAAUUCGUCUAACGAGCAAAAGACCUCCGUGAUACCUGCAACUGUACCUUUAUGUGUCUUGAGUGAUGUCCAGUUACGAUUCUUGUGCCCAGAUGAUUUGGAGGAAGUACGAGCACUUUGCCAAGAUUGGUUUCCCAUUGAUUAUCCUUAUUCGUGGUAUGAAGAUAUAACAAGUUCCUCACGGUUUUAUGCACUUGCAGCUGUAUAUGGUGGAGUAAUAAUUGGACUCAUUGUCGCAGAAAUAAAGCCUUAUGCUAAAUUGAACACAGAAGAUCGUGGUAUUUUGUGUUCAAGUUUAGGAAAUGAUUGUUUAGUGGGUUAUAUUCUUAGUUUAGGUGUCCGUCGUGCAUAUAGAAGAAAUGGAAUUGCAUCAUUAUUAUUGGAACAAUUAUUAGCACAUGUCACUGCUCCAGAACGUUCUUCCGUAAAAGCAGUCUUCCUGCAUGUAUUAUCCAGCAAUGCACCAGCUAUAUUGUUCUAUCAGAGAUGUCACUUUCGAUUACAUAGUUUUUUACCCUAUUAUUAUGUAAUUCAUGGCAAAUGCAAAGAUGGUUUUACUUAUGUCCUCUAUGUCAAUGGGGGACAUGCACCACGAGGUAUUCGCGAUUGGUUGCGUCAUAUAGCUAGUGCAAUGGCUAGUCUUGGACCAUGCAGAAUACCACGUUGGAUUUGGCAACGGCUUCUUUGGGUUACUACUAUUCUUUCAUAUCAUAGAUGAUACUUUUUGACAAAUACCAAUGUUAAACCAAAUAUUUGUUUUUCUUUUAUUUUAAAAAAAAUACAUAUAGCAUAGAGUCUGCUAAUUUGGAUGUUGUGCCUACAUAAAUUUAUUAGUAAUUAUUUCCAUAAUUUUAUAUAAAAUUAUUAUAAAAACUGAUUUACUGCUAAAAUGACAAUACUUAAAUCAACAAGUAUAAAUUUUUAUUUAGUCAGAAGUAAUAUAAUUACUCUGUCAGAAAAUUUUGUAAUUCUUUCACCAUGGAUUAUAUUAUUAAAUGAUUUGAUAAUUUAAGAUUUAAAAUAAAUGACAUAAAUAUUAAGAAUAAAGCAUUUAACUGCCAGAGCAUUUGAUCGGUUCAAAAUAUUUAUACUUAAAUAUCUUUUUAAAUAUAAUAUGCAUGUUAAGAAGAUUUGUAUUUUGUUGAAUAUAUCAUAUUCAUAAAACAUUUAAAAACAGGACUCAUGCAGAAUAAAGUAAAUUCAUUAGUGACAGGAUAAAACUGAGAAAUUUCAAAAACAUUACUUGUUAUUUUUCCUAUAGUUUAUUAUAAUUGACUGAAUAUUUUCAUAUGCAUUAUCAUUAUUGUUGACUGUUAUGUAUAAUUUGCUAUUUCCAGUUUUAUCAUCAGUUGUUUUCUUAAUUUUCAAAUUCUCCCAUAAAUAUAAAUCUAAAUGUAAUGUUAACUAAGUUCUUUCCAGCAUACUAGUCAUUCUUUUGUUUUUGAAAGAUUUUAUUUCAUCUCAAAGACUUAUAUUCUUAAUUUUGUUACAAGAGAUUCGUUUCUGACUUAUUAUGUCACUUCUACAUAUUUUAGUGACAUUGAUAAAUAAACCAUUUUUCUUAACAUCUUGAUUUUCAUUUAUUGUAUCUUUUGUUUAAAAUUUUUCCUAUAUAUCUAUUUUAUUUUUUAUAUUACUUUACUGUUUAUUUAAUUUUGGUAAACAAGUAUUUUCUUAGUUUAUGAAGUUAAAAAUUAUUUUAUUUAUUAUUCAUCAAAUUACUUUGUCUUUAUUAGAAAAUAGCUUUCCCUAAUAAAACUUUGGGGCCAUACCUGUCACCAGUUUUAGUAUCACAGAGGCCUGUUUAAAUUCCUUAAACUCAUUAUUCAAAUCUGAGAGUGCAAUACUGAUUAUCAUGAUAGUUUAUAUAAUCAAUGCUGUCAUUAAUGACAGCAUGUUAACUGAUGUCACACUCAGCUUUUUUUAAUAUAUAUGAAAGAAAACAUCAUUUCCAAUGCUUCAGUGAAGCAUUCCAUAUAGAUGAUAUUAUUCUUUCAAUACCUUUUAGAAAUUAUUUAUCAAUUACUCAAACGUGUUAGAGUUGAUUACUUUUUAAUGUUUUAUGGUUAAGAAUUAAUUUGUUGAAAAAUAAAACAAAUGUUUUCUUAAUAAACAUUUUAAUUCAAAUUGGAUUCUUAUUGAAACAAUUCGAUAUUUAGUAUUUGUUCUUAUAAAGG